This is a messenger RNA of Solea solea (common sole), 4651 nucleotides long. RefSeq names its product transporter 1, ATP-binding cassette, sub-family B (MDR/TAP) (gene tap1). Gene Ontology annotation, cellular component: membrane. The record is from RefSeq and is a predicted model, not a curated record. Gene Ontology annotation, molecular function: ABC-type oligopeptide transporter activity; ATP hydrolysis activity; ATP binding. Bases 126 to 2348 code for a protein of 740 amino acids. Gene Ontology annotation, biological process: transmembrane transport. The transcript is spliced from 13 exons. Lineage: Eukaryota; Metazoa; Chordata; Actinopteri; Pleuronectiformes; Soleidae.
UGUUAGCUGAAUAUUUGUGUGUUUAUUCACCUCAGAGCGUGAACUUGUAAGACAUAAUUCUCGCGAUUGUGUUGCUAUCACCGGUACCAUAACACGUUCGUCGGAAAGGAAACGAGCUGUGGAAUAUGCAGAAAAUGAGCUACUUCUCCCCGCUGCUCCUUGUCUGCUUGGACUUGUGCGUGGUGUACGCUGUGCGCUUGGCGCAGCUCUCACCUCUCCUCACCCCGCAUCCCUUCCUCACCCUGUGGGGAGGAGGAGUGAUCCGGGCCUGCCUCCUCAUCUCCCUCACUCUCUCUUACCCUGGAUGCCUGCCGUGGAUGAGGAGCCUCGCGGGCCUCCAGAGCGUAGGGGUUCUCUGCUUCGUCUUCCCAGUGUACACCACUCUUCUCUGGUUUCUGGAGCAGUGCACCAUGGAGGAGCUUUGGGGGUGGCACUCGUGGGAAAAGGUCAUUCAGGGUUACGGCGUGACCGCCGUGGCCUGGCUCUACUGGAGCAGAUACGUGUCGUCUCUUUUGACCUCCUCGGGUCAAUACGUCGCGUCCCUGUUCAUGAAGAAGCCCUCGGUGAAACCUGAAGAAGACACCGUGACCAUUCUGAAGCGGCUGCUGGAAUACUUGAUGCCCUACUCCUGGCGCUUUGUUGUCGUGUUAACAUGCGUGAUUCUUGCGAGUUAUGGUGAGAUGGCUAUUCCUCGGUACAGCGGUCGUGUCGCUGAGUGGAUCGAUAAAGAGGAAGCACCUGACGCUUUCACAGAGGCCAUUACGAUCAUGGCGCUAAUGACCAUUGCUGGUGCUGUUCUUGAGUUUUUGGGUGACCUCCUGUACAACGCCACCAUGAGCUACGUUCACAGCUCACUGCAGGGAAACGUCUUCCAGGCAGUGCUGAGACGGGAGAUUAGUUUCUUUGAUAGCAGCCCCACAGGUGAACUGGUGUCGCGCAUCACCACUGAUACCUACGAAAUAAACGAGGCACUCAGUGAAGAACUAAGUCUUGUGAUGUGGUACACGGCACGUUUCGGCUUUUUGUUGUACUUCAUGGUGUACCAGUCGUGGAAAAUGACCUUGCUCACUUGCUUGGCACUGCCAAUCAUCUGGGUCAUCCCCGAACUCACCGGAAAUUUCCACCAGACCAUUGCUACACAGGUUCAGGAGGCUGUGGCCAAGGCCAACCAGGUAGCCACAGACACCUUCUCCUGCAUUAGGACAGUGAGAAGCUUUGCUAAUGAAGAUGGUGAGACAGAGAAAUACAGACAGCGGUUGAAUGACAUUUACAACCUCAACAAAACAGAAUCGAUGGCCUAUGCAGCCUCUUCCUGGGCCAACAGCAUUAACACUUUGGCCAUGAAGGUGUUUAUUCUGUACUAUGGAGGGACUCUUGUGACCAGGGGGACAGUUAGCAGCGGAGACUUGGUGUCCUUCGUCCUGUAUGAGCUACAGUUUGCCUCAGCUGUUGAUGCCGUCAUCAGGUGUUACCCAGAGGUGAGGAAGGCAAUUGGUCGAUCUGAAAAGAUCUUUGAAUAUUUGGAUCAGAAACCUCAAGUGCCAGCAGAGGGAACUUUGGCUCCUGAAAAUCUCGAAGGACGCAUUCAGUUCAAAAAUGUCAGAUUUUCAUACUCUGGCAGCACAGAUGAAAACAAAAUUGUUCUUAAGGAUGUGUCUCUGGAGUUAAAGCCAGGCCAAAUCACCGCUCUUGUGGGCCUCAAUAGAGCAGGAAAGUCCACCUGCGUUAAGCUGCUGGAAAGGUUUUACCAGCCACAAGCAGGCGAGAUCCUCCUGGACGGGAAACCGCUGACAAGCUACACAAACCAGUUCCUACAUGACAAGAUUGCCGUGGUGAGCCAGGACUGUGUGCUGUUCUCUUGCUCUGUGCGGGAGAACAUCAAGUAUGGCUACAGCCACGCGUCAGAUGAGGAGAUGUACAGGGCUGCCAAGCUGGCUAACGCCCAUGAGUUCAUCCUGGGGCUGCCGAAUCAAUAUGAAACAGAUGCCGGGGAGAGGGGAGGUCAGGUGUCUGGAGGCCAGAAGCAGCGCAUUGCCAUCGCUAGAGCUUUAAUCAGAAAUCCCCAAAUCCUGAUACUGGACAACGCCACCAGUGAUUUGGACUCUGAGAAUGAAUACCAGGUCCUGCAGGCUUUGUUGAACUAUACCAACAACUGCUCCGUGCUGCUGAUUUCCAACAAGAUGAGCAUUGUAGAGAACGCCAGUCACAUCGCUGUGCUCAGUGAAGGGACCAUAAAGGAGGAGGGCAGGCACGAUGAGCUGCUGAAGAAAGACGGCCUUUAUGCUGCCAUGGUGAAAAAGAACAACAUGGGCUUUCAACGUAAAGAGGAGAGCAGCGAUGCCCAGUGAUACCUUUGAGUUACACUCCACCCAAUGAAGUCAAGGUAGUAAAGGAUUGCGGAUUAAAAAAAAGUCAGGACUUGCGGGAUCAAAACUUUAGCUGCGCUUCAAUCUUUGAACUACAAGUACACGGUUCAUUUUUGACCCUAUUAGGCUGCAUUCACAAUAUUUAAUCACAGUUUAAAAAUUUAUGAUUUCGGCUCCAGACCCCAAAUAUCGUAGAGCCUCGAAACAGAAAACAUUGAAAACUUUUGGGCUGCAUUUCAUUUUGGACGGUUUAAACUGAGAUCUUUGAGAACAAUCAGUAUGUUUCCACAUACUGAUUAAGUCGAGCUAAAUCAUGGCGCCAGUUUAUAAAGACUAGCAGGGUAAUCAGUUUAUUGAUUGAAGUGCUAUGCUCGGCGGACGAUAUGCUUGGGGGUUUUCUGUAGAGCUGCAACUAAGUAAUCUGUUGAUUAUUUUCACGAUUAAUUGAGUAAUCGUUUGGUCCAUAAAAUGUCAGGAAACGUUAAAAAAUGUUGAUCAGUGUUUGUUCCAAACGAUUAAUCGAUUAUCAAAAUGGUUGACCAUUAAUUUAGUAAUGGAUUAAUCUAGUCAUUGUUUCAGUUUCUCAUUUUCUGGUUGAUCUAUUACAUUGCAGAGCAAAACAAGUUUAGCUGGUGGUUAGUUGGUACCAUGUCAAUUGCCAUUCUGUGUUUUUAAACUAAAAAUAUUUAAAGGAAUACUUGACUUAAUUUGCAUUUAGCUUUGCAUUACUAGAAUAGGGGUAGUAUUUUUGAAAAAUUGUGCUUCCCAACCUCAGUUUCCCCUGAGUCGAGAAAUAUCUUCAGUGAAGUGUUUUAAAUGUGUAGUGUGCCUUAAGCCAGUUUAAGGUAAAUUACAUUACAUUACAUUACAUUACAUGUCAUUUAGCAGACGCUUUUAUCCAAAGCAACUUACAAGGGAAUUGAGUACAACCUGCCAGGGGUGGAGCUGAACUUGCGACCAUGAUGUCUUUUGCACACAGGGUACCGAUCUUAACCACUGAGCUUACCCACCCCUGUAAAUAUGCAAUAGUAUCUCGACUGCAGUAGUAUCUCGACUACCGAUCGCAUUCCAAUCGAGAGUUUGUGUUUCCGUGCAGAACAACGAGCGAGUAUUGUUAAGCGAGAGAGAGCAACUGACUCUGUGAUGCCUGGGAAAAUGAAAAUUCCAACAUCUCUGUCUCACGAAAGAAGAUUUUGACCAAGAUCCCAAAAAGGACAAUCACUUGUCCAGAUGCAGAGCGUGCUGCAAAUCAAUAAAAGUCUCUCUUACAAGUUGCUGUCCCAUUUUAUGCUGGGUCAGCACAUUGGCCUUGAUUUGGGUCCUGGAAAGUCCUUGGAAAUUUAUGUCAACCGAGGUGUGCAACCCUGGUUAAACACAGUUACCAACAUUUGCUUCCAGAUUGGUUCUUAUCUGCUAAAAAUCGACCGUCAGCUGUGAACGAAUAGUUUCUUUUCCGUGGCUCUAAGAACAGAAAUCCUGAUUCUCACUUGUUCGUAGUAAUUUCUGAGACUAAGCAAACUAUUUCAAAAGAGAGAAUCAACUUCCUGCUUACCAGUGUAAAUGCCUAAAUGGUCUCAUUUUUAUCAGUAUGGAUGCAGAUUACUUUCAGAUAAAAACUUUCAUUAUACUUUUAUUAUACGUCUCUUAAGAUGACUUAACUUCUCCACUCACCUUGGAUGAAGGUGAAGUUGUACCUGAAAUCCUUAUUUCUUCUCAAAUAAAAUCCUUAGCCAGAGUAUAUUUAUUGUUUGUGAAAAUACUGACACAGUAUUUAUAUAUGUAGGACACAGUACUGAGUCACUGUUCUCUAUUUCCCCCCAAUGCACUGACAAUCAGGGUUAAACUAUAUAAGGAUUUUGUCAUGAUAUACUGUACAUGCAAAUCGUCCGAAGGACUAUAUUAUAUUCCAUGCGCUGAGCUCUUUUUCUAUUUGCCUACCAUUAUCAUACUCUUUUGUCAUCGUCCGCUUCCAUAAUAUCGCCAGGUUGGCCAUCUGUGACUUUGCACUUUCUUUGACCCACUGACGAGAAGAGUUGAGGAACAUUUGUUGGAGAACCGGCUUUAUGUACUUGAUGAUCGUUGUGCACUAUUUUUGCUUCAUGCACUGUAGAUGUAGAUAAACAUAGAAACAAAUUUCAUGUUGCAAUAUUUUGUUUCUUUUAAAUUGGUGUUUCUAAAUAUUUUUGCUGUAUAUAUUUAUCAUUUGUCCAAUGUUUUGUCCCCACCGUCCCUUUCCUUGUGUUGAUCACUCUGUUGUUAUUUGAAUGAAUAAAAUAUUUCCUACA